AUGGCAGCCUUCAUGGGGAUAAGAUUUGUGUCUAAAACAGACGCAUUUGUAGUGGAGUGUUGUCAAUUUUUAGGAUAGUAUCGAGGAUAACAUUCAGUUGGUGUCGUGUUCUUGAAGAUUUAAAAGAGUGCAUUUAUUAACAUUUCAGGAAUUAAGACAUUAUACUUCAUGUUUGGAAAUGAGUGCUCACUUCAACGUGUCUUAGCAGUGGAGUUUACGACAGUGAAUUUAUAACAAAGGAUAACGUGAUUCAAACUUAUUUUGAAAAAGUAUCGUAUAUGCCCUGAUGGAGACUAAUGACCACACUGAAUCAGUUUCAAAAAUUGAGGCUAGACAGGAUGAAGAAAGUGCCACUGAUGACAGUGACAAUGGAGAAGUCAUCAUUGAGCUGGACCACACUCAGAUUGGUAGUCCUUCAGAGUCUGACGAAGGAGAGUUGAAUGAAUCAGAAGAUGAGCCUGAAAUAGCGCAGCUAGAUCUAGAGGGAAGGGAUUUCUUUGACAAUGUCUCAGAUGGUGACAUAGAAGAGCCUAUUGAAAUAGGUCAAGGUGGUAUGCAAAAUGAGGAGGAGUCUGAUGUAUGUGACAAAAGCAGUAGCUCUACACAGCCUUGGAGUAAAGUAACAAGUAAAAAAUUACCAGAAUCAACUAGUAUAGAAGGUUCCAUGAGAGGCAAUACAUCACAGUUCCAAAGCAACAGUGAGGAUACCAAACCUAUUUCUGUGUCACAAAUACUGCCAAAGGUAGCUUCAGCAACUUCCAGCUCAGGAAAUUUGCCUUCAAAUGAAAGAACAGAAUCCUCCUUCUGUAGUGAUGAGAUGGCUGUAAGUUCGUCUCAGCAGCCGAGGAAAGAAAAAGAAGGUGAAACAAGAUCUGUAGCAGACGAUUCAAAGAUGCCUCCUUCCAGCUCUUCUGGUCCUGAAGCUGAUUUACCACUUGAAAUCUUGUCCUCCAUGGAAGAAGCAUCAAAAAAAUUAGAUAAAAAUGUCAGAGGAGCUUCUGAGGGUGAUGACUUUGACACAGAAGUAUCUAGUGCUGGAGAUGCUAACACACAGCCUUCAAAGUCCACAGAUUUGUUUGGCAAGGACGAUGAACUAUCUGAAGAUAUGGAUCCUGAGCAGCGAGCUGCACAUGCUGAGGUGCAGCGUAUCAAAGAGCAGUUGGCCUCCCUUGGCGCAGAACCUGUUUCUGAUCCCGAGAGUGGAGAAGACAUGGGAUCUGACGAAUCCUCUCCUGAGGCUGUUUCAGACUAUGAACCAUCAGCUUUUGUGACCUCCACAUCCCGACACACAAGCAGCUAUGGUGGUGGUGAGCAGUUGCAAAAGGGGUCCAGAAGAGGUGCUCAUUUGAAUGAUGCCUCUGUUGACUCAAAGUUAAAAAAUAGUCUAGACAGUAGUAGACAUUCUCAUAGAUCGCUAGUUGAUGGAAGUCACAAGCAUGUUGUGCCUUCUUUAGCAGGCAGACAUUCAGACCACCAGCAGCUAGAUGCUGCCUCAUAUAUGGAAAACAUUUCUGAUGAUGAGAACAUUGGUGAUGAUGAUGAUGAUGAUGAUAUUGAUGGUGAUGAUGAUGAUGAAUUAGGAGAUGAAGGGAUAGUUAUAAAAAAUGAUAGUGGGGAUACCAGGAAAGUGGAGGAAGCCAUAUCGAAUUCCUCAAACCAGCUAGAAUUCGAAGGUGAGAAACAGUCUUCUCCAGAGAAAGUGUCUAGCAGUGAGCGAGUACGGCGGCCAAUAAUGAUUGCUUCCCUUGGGGACAAACGCCAAGUGCAGACGCAUUUUAGUGAAGAACAAGUGGAGCUUGACUACGAAGAUGUAGAUGGCGAAGCUGAGGAAGGGGAGACUAAAGAUGGAGAUGAUGAUGAUGGAAAAGAGGAAGGUGAAAAAUCUGACAAAGACGAAGGAGAGAUAGAUGAAGAUGAUGACUGUGAAGAGGGCGAGAUAAAGGAGCCAGGUAGCAGACGACCAUUUGUUAAACCGACGUGCAGAUUCUACCUUAGAGGGGCUUGUACCUGGGGCAUGAAUUGCCGAUUCCUUCACCCAGGUGUAAAUGAUAAAGGCAAUUACCAGAUGAUUGAACUACCGGGUACAAGAUGGGCAGUGCCACCUGGUCUUCAGGGUCGCCCACCUUGGGCUCCAGAGGUAAUACCAGAACCUGUUGAGCUUCCACCUCCUCCUGAGUUACCUCCUACAGAAUCUGCUUGGGAACGAGGCCUUCGCCAUGCUAAAGAGCAAAUAAAGAAAGCUUCACAGAGAAAAGAGCAAGAGUCCAACUUCGAGGAGAAAAGGCGUAACCUGUCUGUGGAUGAAGAGCGCGAAAUGAACAAAGAGAAUGAACGCCGGACAAUGGUGCAUCCAAAGGACCCCUACUAUGACCAAGCAGCUUAUGAAGAAGAUGAAUAUUACAAACCACCAGGCCUCAAUCCUUGGCAAAUAGGCCGAUAUGAAAACUUCGAAGUUCGAUAUAAUCGGGAACCAUCAUUUUCUCCAUACAGGGAGAAAGCUGAAUAUCUUCCACCACCACUACCGCCUCCUCCUGAGAGAUUUUCACGUCAGUUCAGUCCCCCUGUUGACAAGUUUGGUCGACACCGUGAUGAACGGCGUGAGAAGUAUCGCGAUGACCGCAUGAUGGAAGAAAGGAGAUCAGUCUCCCCACCUCCAUCUAUUCCACUACGCAGGCCAGCAGAUGAAUGGCAUGAUCCCUGGAGAAGGUCAAAGUCUCCAAAGCCCAACAGGAGAGGUCGCAGCCGCUCACGAGUGCGAAGGGGCGACGGUCCCUUAGUGAAUCUUCACUCUCCUCCAAGUAUGUUUUACUUAAAUAUAUUUUUUUUCCUGCGUUCUCGGUCACGAUCAGGAUCCAGGUCAUCUAUUUCAAGGAGUUCCCGCUCAUUAAGCCGUUCAUCUUUGAGUUCCAGGUCAGGGUCACCACAACCACCUCCCCCAGGUGUUGACCGACCAGACAGAAUGUAUAGUCAGCAACAAGCACGAUUUAAUGAUCAGCCUCGCAGUGCUGUGUCAGUGCGAGGUCGAGGAGGCUACCAUCACCGACAGGGCCAUGACCGGGGCAUGGGUCAGGAGGGGGGUGGCUAUGGGCGAGGAAACUACCAGCAGCGCCAGCAGCAACAGUAUCAGCAUCAGCAGCAGCAACAGCAGCAACAACACCACCAGCAGCAGCAGCAGCAGCAACAGGCUCCCCAAGAGCGCCGCUUUCCACCAGGCUACGGCUACAAUCGACCUCCACCAAGAGAGCGGCCACUGGAGCGCAGGUUGCCACCUGGAGCUUUAAGGCCAAAAGGCAAGAUGGGCAGUCGAAGCUCUAGCUUGUCCAGCCAUUCACGUUCACCGUCGAGGUCAAGAUCACGCUCAGGGUCCUCUAGCACUCCCUCCAAAUCGCGUUCCCGGUCACGCUCCAUGAAUCACUCACGAUCUGUUCUGUCGGGUGCCUCACGGUCACACUCAGCUAGCAGUGUGUCUUCCCACUCCUCCACCUCCUCAUCCAGCUCAUCAGGCAGUGCGGACUCAGACAACCUGUACCGUGACCUGGGCAGCCCCUCACGUGCAACCACUUCUCCCUCACCCAAGAAAAAGACAGGAGAAAGAAAACGCAGAUCAGAUGAAGUGUCUCGACGGCCUAUUCUUCCUGGCCAGCCAAUGGGACCACCAGAAAGAGUCCCUAAAGAGGCAAGAAAUGUUCAUCCACCUCGUCCUGAGAGACCUGAUAAACCUGAGCGAAACGACAGACAGGAUCGACCAGCAGACCGUCCAGAACGUCCAGAACGUCCAGAACGUCCCAUUCACCCAGGACGUCCUGAGCGACCACCAGUGGACCGUCCAGAACGUCCCACUCAUCCAGGACGUCCUGAGCGACCUGGUCGAAUGGAAGGACCUGAGCAGGCAGACAGGGAAAGGCUUGAUGGCCGACCGGACAGAAUGGAACGAGUUGAGCGUAUGGACAGAGAACGACAAAUGAUGGCUCGCCAGACCAUGCGUGGGGACAAAGAGCAAGGGAGCAGUCGUCCCCCUCCUCCAGUUCAGAUCAAGGCCAAGGACCCCAUGAAGCUGGUCGGCCUCAAGUCCAACAUCAAGCUCAGUCUUCUAAACAAGCCUACAGACAAAGUGGCAGGUCCGUCACACCCAGAUGUUGUGCCUGUGAAGAGAAAGGCAACAGAUGCUGUUAGUGGAGCCCCACCUCCUAAACGUCCUGCAGUCACAACCUCUCCUGUCAAAAUCUUUUCAGAGAAAACAGCUAAGCCAUCCACUCGCAUAGAAAGGCCAAAGUCUCCUGUUGACACUGUGCGGCAGCCCAAAUCAGCCACAGCAGCCGUCUCUGUCCCAGUCAACUCAAAUGCAGCUUUAUCGGCAGCUGCUGCAUCCAUGCCUACACCAGCCUUACCGACUAAAACCAUUGCAGCUAAGCCCCGCGCAGCAGCUACAAAGCCUGUGGUUACUGCUGCGCCAGCUGCCACAGUUGUUCCUUCCAAGACCCCAGCACCUGCAGUGGCUGCACCCGCUGCAGCAGGCACUGUCACUGCGGCACCAGCAGCUGCACCAGCAGCGACACCUGCACCAGCCAUUGCUGCACCGGCAGUCAAGGCAAAGAAGAGUAUGUCAUCACGAAGGGAAGAGCUGCUGAAGCAGUUAAAAGCCGUGGAGGAUGCAAUAGCUCGGAAGAAGGCCAAGAUGCAGUAAGCAUGGUCAGGACAGAGACUUGAUGAUGGCUUUACUGGGCAGUGAAGCUGAUUAAAUGUUUGCAGGGGAAGGCUGAUGCCAGAAGACGAAUAGGUAAUGUUGGAGGGGGAAGGAAGGGAGAUGGGGUUGAAAGAGAGCGAAAGGAGGUGUGUUUUGAGCUGUUAUGCAAAACAACUUGGGUGAUGACCAAGGUAUGCAUAACUCAUAUGAAGCUCAGGUGUAAAAAUACAUACUAGGCAACACAAAACACUUUGCCACAUGGUCUUGAGGUUAUGUGCAAGGCAAAUAGCUUCACUCGGAAGAUUUGAGGUUGGAGGGGAGUGACUCUUAUAGUCUCAACUCAAACACACAUGACACAACAAAGCAGUUGCUGCUGCUGCUGAUGAUGAUAAUAGAAGUUGUAGUAGAGCACAUUUCCUUGCAUGGAGACAAACUCAGUACACUGUCCAUGAAAGACUACAUACAGAAACAACAAUAUCAGCAAAUGGAGGACACCAUGACAGACAUAAACGAAGUGCAUGAAUGAUGGUAAAGAACUGAGAAGUUAGUGGAUUGCAAAUAAAAUUGUAAAGAUAAAGAUUGCAAAAAAUUUUGAAAUUAGUUCAGCUUAAAAACAAAUUGCACAAAUCUGUCUUGUGUUUAAGUUUGUAAGGAAGUAUUCCAUAGUGUGGGGUCCAUUUCUAUGUUCCAGUGAGAAGGCUUUUUCUUCACCACCCUGUCCCUCUGCCUUUUUUAUUAAAAACAAAAUGAAAUUAUUAAUUCCCGUCAUUUUCAUUGGUAGCCACACAGAAUCUUGUGAGUUUUGUGGUAUUUAGGAACUUCAAAAGACAGUGUCUGGCAUUCUAACAUUUGGCUCAAACUGUAAAGAAACAGACUUGUUUAGCCAAAUGCUGCCCUUUGGGUUUAUGCGAGACACGUUUUAUCGUUGGCUGUAUAAGUUGCCUGAAUUCUGUUGGACAUUUCUGAGUCAGACUUAUUAGCUAAAGAGUUUAGAGUUCAGUUCUUGUUUUUCUCUAAAGAUAAUGAACAUUUAAAUUUUGUUUUUAAAUGGGGUGUGGUAGGAUUAUUAGUGAUUAACCUUAGUCACAAGAUGGAGGAGACUAGAAGUGGUGGCCAGAGGAAUGUUGGUUAGUGGUGUGAUAUGUCAUGGUGUGUAUUAGAAGAAGGAAUGCAUGUUCUUUUUUCCUUUUAAUUCCACAUAAAUUUUAAUAUUUUCUUUUAAUUGUUCUAUGUAGUGGGCCUCACUGGGUACAUGAAAUAAAAAAAACUGAAUAAAAUAAAGCCAGUUGAGACUCAAGAAAGUCACAGGUUGCAUUCAUAUAUUGCAGUGGUUAACUGUGCUUUAUUUUCCUCCAUAAUUUUUGACUUUUCUAUUUUCAGACUUUCGACCUGUAAAUAAAUCUUCAAAUGUAACAUUUAAAAUAAUGUUGUAAAUAAUUUGUUGAAAAGGAUGUUAAAGACUUAAAGUUAAUUUGGAGAAAAUAACUUCUUGCACUGUAGUUGCUUUUUUCCCCCUCAUACAUGAGUGCUUGCUUGUUUGAUACAUUUUGUACAUUGUUGGUGAACGGUGAAGUGUUCCAUGUCAUUUGUACAGUGUCCACUGCAUGCAAGAAUUCCCGAUAAGUUUGAACUUUGGGGCAAAUACACAAAAUUGUCUUAGUUUUAUCAAGCAUUUAAAAAACCCAGAAAUAUUAGGUCAGGUGUGUGAUGAUGAAGUUAAGGACCAAAGUUUUUCAGUCAGCAUCAGUAAGUCAGAUGAUAAAGUUGCUGGGUUAGCUAGUAAAAUAAAGAAAAUAUAGAUGAAAUUUUGCAUAUUUUAAACAUGGUGUUAAGCCUAGCAUUUCCCUUCUAGUCUUGUAGUGCUGGACCAAACUUAUCUCAGAUAUGUCUUUUAGGGAGGGGCAGUGAUUAGGAGUUUUAAUGCGUUAGUGGUAUUGCAUAUAAGCGUUGAUAUUAAGUACAUACAUGAGGAGAGGAAACAUUUGCCUUGCAAUGACUAUCUGCAUGAGAAAAUGGUUUAAUGGAGUCAGUUUCAAAACAUUGUUUGACAUGAUUUGUGGCUGGAAAUGUUUCCAGAAAUUUUCUUUUGAGGCUUCUGCUGCUAGAUUUUUUUGAAAAUAUUUGAAUCAGUGUUAAAAAUGUUUUGUGCUUGUCCAGAGAUUGAUGAUUAUAAAAACAACAUAUUGUUGUAUGAAUAUACAGUAAAUGGUAUGUAAAUGUGAAGAAUCAUGGAGUACGUGGCAUUUUUUUCUUUAACAGUGUGCACGUGUGUGGCAGGCAAGGUUUUAGUUUGUGCAUGCAUGUUCAUAUUCAUUUGUGUGUAUACUUUUAUGCCUUUUCUUUGGUCUUGUGACUCUUCUUCAGAUUGUGAGACUUAUAUAAUACAAGAAGAAAUAUAACAAAUUGCUAAUUUGA
Messenger RNA from Pomacea canaliculata, 7099 nucleotides. RefSeq names its product zinc finger CCCH domain-containing protein 18-like. The transcript has 19 exons. The coding region runs from base 287 to 4684 and encodes 1465 amino acids. The record is from RefSeq and is a predicted model, not a curated record. Gene Ontology annotation, molecular function: metal ion binding. Lineage: Eukaryota; Metazoa; Mollusca; Gastropoda; Architaenioglossa; Ampullariidae.